AUGGGCAUGGUGCAGGCGUCGGCGAGAAAAGAGGAAAAACCAAACAUGUCCGACGAGGAGGAAUGCGUGGCCUGCCUGGAGCCGCAGGACAGAGGACCAGGGAACCCGGGGAGCUUCGAGGAUCUGCAUAAGAAGGUGAAGGACCUUUACCCUCAGAACUUCGAGGGGGCACGGUUGAUAAUCAGGAAAGUGCUCAGCGAGCAUUUGAACGUGACGCACUCGAUCACUCUAAGCUCCGUGACGCCGUCCGGCUACAAGUUCGGCACAAGCUACGUCGGCACGAAGAUAGUGAGACCGAACGAGAAGUAUCCAGUCGCCGUCGGCGAGAUCACGCCGAGCGGUAACCUGACCGCCUCGUUCGUGCACACUCUGGGCUGCAGAUUUCGGUGCAAGCUGUCCAAGCAGAUCGCGAACGGGACGUGCAAAGCGUCGAGCUACACGGCGGAGUACCGCGCCAAUGAUUUCACGAUAGCGGCGACCCUGGCCAAUCCGGUGGUCGCCAAGGGGCACGGGACAAUAGUGGUGCAUUAUUUGCAAUCGAUCACGUCGAGGAUCACUCUGGGCACGGAGCUCGCGUGCCUCCGCGGGUCUAAAGUGCCCGGCGGCCAGCAGACCGUGAUGAGCGUCGCUCUCCGGUACAGCACCGGUCCCACAACAUUGUCCAGUACCAUUGGCGAGGCGGGCCUGCACGUGUGCUACCACCACAAAGCCAGCUCGCAGUUGGAACUCGGCGUUGAGCUGGAAACGAACGUGCGGACACACCACUCGAUCGCCACUAUCGUCUACCGGAUGAACGUCCCGUACGCGGACCUGACGUUCCGCGGGAUCGUCAACUCCGAGACCACCGUCGGCGCCGUGUUCGAGAAGCGACUGUACCCUAUCCCGGAGUCGUCGUUGAUCAUCAGCGGACUGCUGAACCACAGCAAGCAACAGUUCCGCGUGGGCGUCGGUCUCAAUAUCGGGCAAUGA
Nomia melanderi (Alkali bee) is the source of this 969-nucleotide messenger RNA. RefSeq names its product mitochondrial import receptor subunit TOM40 homolog 1. NCBI's taxonomy places the organism in Eukaryota, Metazoa, Arthropoda, Insecta, Hymenoptera, Halictidae. Gene Ontology annotation, cellular component: mitochondrial outer membrane. The record is from RefSeq and is a predicted model, not a curated record. Gene Ontology annotation, molecular function: transmembrane protein transporter activity. Gene Ontology annotation, biological process: protein import into mitochondrial matrix.